CUUCAUCAGUUUUCUGAACCGCCCCUUAAAAGAAUUCCCGGUAAACACAAACAAGAACUUUUUCUCGGCAACCAAACAGUCCGACUCUAUGGACGCACUAAUCGCCUCAGCUCUAGAGCAAAUAUGUCUACAGGGAACAAACGGUCUCUCACUCUCUUCUCUCUGGUCCACACUAACUCAAACCACACUCACAAGCCCACUCAAAGCUGCUCUCUGGAGAAACCUCCUCGCCGUUCCAUCUCUUCAAUUCACAAAAAACGACACUCCGUUUACUUCCGCCGAUCCUAAAAUCCAGCGUCUCGAAGACGCCGAGAAACUCAACUUGAAAAUCAUCGCAAAUAAUCAUCUCAGGGAUUGCUAUGUCGGCCUCUACGACGCGGAAGCUGCUCCUGAUGAACGCCUCACUCUCGAACGACUCGCCGUUUCUAGAACUAACGGAAUUACGCAGGAUCAGCUAAGGAAAGAUCUUGGAAAAGAUGCAAACCAAUUCUUUUACACAUUGAAAGGUCUUGAAACUAAAAAAUUAAUUGUCAAACAACCGGCGGUUGUGAGAACUAAAGAAACUGUUGUUGAUUGUGAAGGAGUAGGAGAGAGUAAAAAUAGCUCUGUUGUUAAUACUAAUUUAGUAUAUUUAUCGCGGUACGCGAAGCAUUUAGGCGUUCAACAAAAAUUUGAGAUUAAUAAAGGAGGAAAUGUAGAGGAAACUAGUGGUUUUGUGGAUGAUGUUGCUAUUAAGGAUUUUUUACCUGCUAUGAAAGCUAUUUGUGGUAUGCUGCAGGAAGCUCAUGAUAAGGUGCUGAUUGUUUCGGAUAUUAAACAAUCUCUUGGCUAUACUGGACAUCGAGGGCAUAGAGCUUGGAGAACUAUAUCUGGUAGGUUGAGAGAUGCUGCCAUUGUUGAAGCUUUUGAUGCUAAAGUGAAUGGGAAGAUUGAACAUUGCUUGCGGUUGUUAAAAGAGUUCCCUCCUGAAAAUGUUGAGGAAAGAAGUCUUGGAUAUGAAAAUGAUUGUCCCAGGGAACAACUUGUGAAGUUUGGAAGGAGGAAUCGGCAAACUGAGCAGCUUAUAGAACUCCCUAUUGAGCAUCAAAUUUAUGAGAUGAUUGAUGCUAAAAAACAUGAGGGGGCUACAUUAAUUGAGGUGUGCAGGAGGCUCGGACUUGGUAGGAAAAAGAAUGACUCUCGAUUGGUUAAUUUCUUUCACAGAUUUGACUUUGACGUGCAGUCUGAAAACCAGGGCAAAACUAUAGGAUAUCGAGUUUGGACUCCCGAGAGCUCUAAUCCUGAAGAGUCAAAUGUAUUUGUGGACAAACCCAGAAGCGUCCUUAAUGGAAAUAACAUCUCUACAUUGAUUGAGGGAAAUGAUCUUCCAGAAAGAUCCUCAGUGUAUGAUGGUCCUGAAAGAUCCACUGAAGCUUUCUCAGAGUACAAUCAGUUGACUGUUGAAGUUGAUUUUUCUACAUCUGGAAAAUUGAAUGACAAGGAAAUUGUAGGCGACUUAUGUCAUAGCUACCCUGGGAAUGAUCAAACUAACCAUGGGCCUCAUUGUCCUAACCAGAUGUCAGAGUUUAGUAAUGAGCCAAUAAAUACUACUUCUAUUGCCAAACUUAAUUUUGCGAGUGCGGAAAAGGAUGGAAAUGCUGCUUCCUCAGAAACUACUCUGUUGAAGAUGCCUCAUUCUGGGUCAUAUCAUUCACACCCAUAUCUGCCUUUAACUGUCGAUGGUGCUUUAAGGGAGCAAAGAAUACUGGAACGAUUAAAGAAUGAGAAAUUCCUCUUAAGAGUAGAGCUCCAUAAAUGGCUUAUGAGUCUUGAGAAGGAUAAGCCUACAACAAUGGAUAGGAGGACUAUUAACCGAUUGUUGACAAAGCUUCAGCAAGAAGGUCAUUGUAAAUGUGUGGAAAUAAACCUUCCCACUGUUACAAACUGCACCAGUAAACGUCCUAUUAUGGUUGUUUUGCACCCAUCUGUUCAGAGUUUUCCUUCUGAACUAGUGGGUGAUAUUCAUGAGAGACUGAGGUUGUUUGAGAAAGAAAGUCGCUACCAGGCGUCCAAGUCUAAAACUACGGACCCAAUCCCGGUAUUGAGUGGUGUCAUGAGAACUUGCCCUCGGAAGAAUUUAGAAGAACGAGCUGUUAAAGCGGAGGCCAUGCGUGGCAAUGGUUUUUUAUGUGCAAAAAUGGUUCGUGCAAAACUGCUUCACAGUUUUUUAUUGGGUUACCUAAGCAGCCUGCCUGAAGAUGGUGACGUCUUAUCAACUGGUCCAUGUGAAUGUACUCGCGUGUUUUUUGUACUUGAAGCAGCCAUAAAGGCUCUUCCAAUACAACUAUUUUUGAAGGUGGUAGGGACUGCUCAGAAAGUUGAUAAUAUUGUUGAAAAGAGCAGGAGAGGUUUGCUACUCUCCGAUCUUCCUGUUGAAAAAUACAAACUGCUGAUGGAUACUCAGGCAACUGGGAGACUGUCCCUGAUAAAUGACAUUUUGAUACGGUUGAAGCUGAUUCGGCUGAUACGCAAUGGAAGUUCAGAGAAUGGAGAGAAAAUCUACUAUGGGGACUUUACACAUGGCGUGGAGCUUAGACCUUACAUAGAAGAGCCUUUGUCAGUGAAUGCAGCAUCAAAUUUGAAGUCUCUUGAUCUUCGCCCCAGAAUCAGACAUGAUUUCAUUCUGUCAAAUACAGAAGCUGUAGCUGAAUAUUGGAAAACUUUGGAGUAUUGCUAUGCUGCUGCAGAUCCAAGAGCUGCUUUACAUGCAUUUCCCGGAUCUUCUGUACCCGAGGUUUUCCACCCCCGCUUUUGGACCUCUGUCCGCAUCAUGUCGGCUUAUCAGCGCUCUGAGCUCUUAAAAAGGAUUGUGAAGGAUGAUUUGAAAAAGAAAAUUACAUAUGAAGAUUGUGAGCAAAUUGCAAGGGAUCUGAAUCUGUCCUUACAGCAGGUCCUUCGUGCCUACUAUGGCAAGCAUCAACAACGUCUCAAUGUAUUGCAGGGUGUUGUGAAUGCCCAUGAGGAUCAUCAAGCACGGAAAAGAAUGAAACUCCCUUCUACAAAAAAAAAGCGAUCUAAAGAAUCAAGUUCAGAAAACAAUGGAAGUAUUAAGGCAGCAAAUGAACAUUUUGCUGAACAGGGGCUUAUUCUAGAUACCGAUGACCAUUUCAUGGAGGAACCAGAACUCCUUCCUUCAGGACAUCCUGCUGAUAAUUUGCUAGCAUAUCAUGAGGGUGAUCGUCUAGAUUCUGAGAAGGAACUGCAGUUAAAUCAAAAUAGCAAACAACAUUCUGUAACAAGCCAGCGAGCAUCCUCAGAUACCUCGAAAGACCGGCAUAGAAGGUUUAUAUGGACAGAUACGGAAGAUAGGCAAUUGUUGAUUCAAUACACAAGACAUCGUGCAGUUCUUGGGUCGAAGGUUCAGCGCAUAGAUUGGAAUAAAAUUCCAGACCUACCAGCUCCUCCAAAAACAUGCUCUAAGAGAGUGGCAUCACUGAAUAGAAAUAUACAAUUUCGAAGAGCUCUUAUGAAUUUCUGUACCAUCCUCAGUCAACGUUAUGCAAAGCACCUUCAGAAUAGCCAGAGUGCAUAUCUUGACAAUAGUGGUUGCCAGGUUCUUGUUCGAUGCACAGCAGGUGUUGAUAAAUCAUGUGAUGGUGUUGAAAAUACUAAAGAAGCAGGUUUUGAGGAAGAGCAGUGGGAUGAUUUCACUGAUAAAAAUAUUAAGCAGGCCUUCGAAGGUGUUCUUUUGCAUAAACAACUGGCUAAAUCACAGGCUUUUCAAGGUGUCGAAAGCAAUUUUGAAGAAUUAUCCAAUUUAAACACAAAACUGGAACCCAAAUUAGUUUCAUCAAAUGCCAGUAACAACAAUAUCUAUAAAGAUGACUCCGGAAUGCAUAAAGAUCAUGCACAAAGAUCAAGACGCUAUCGCCUUCAUCAGAAGUUCAUCAAGUGUUUAAAUGGAGGAACUUUUGUCAGUACGCAAGUACAGAAAUCAUUGGCAGUUUCUAAUGCAGUAGAGCUUUUGAAGCUUGUCUUUUUGAGCACUCCAUCAACUCGACAAUUGCAAAAUCAUCUAGCAGAAACGUUAAGGCGUUACUCAGAACAUGAUGUUUUCGCAGCCUUUAGCUAUCUCAGAGAGAAGAAAAUAAUGAUUGGGGGUGAUGGUGAUCAACCUUUUGAGCUGUCUCAACAAUUCUUGCAAAAUGUUUCUAAAUCCCUAUUUCCUUCUAAUACUGGCAAGAGAGCUGCUAAAUUUUCUGGUUGGCUCUAUGAAAGGAAAAAAGAUCUAAUGGAAGGGGGUAUUAGUCUUACUGCAGAUUUGGAGUGUGGGGACAUCUUUCAGUUGUUUGCUCUAGUUUAUUCUGGUGAAUUGUCCAUUUGUCCAUGUUUGCCAGAUAAAGGUGUGGGAGAAGCAGAAGAUCUGAGAAGCUCUAAACGGAAGGCUGAGGAUGCUGGACUUUGUGAUGGUGCAAAAUCUAAGAAAUUUAAGUCUUUGGCAGACAGUGAACUCAUUUCUCGCAGAGAAAAGGGAUUUCCUGGUAUAACAGUACUUCUUCACCGUGCAAGUAUUGUAACGGUUGAUGCCGUAGACUUGUUCAACAAUGUGGGUACUUCUGGUGAACUUAAUUGGAGUGACAAAUUCACUGAUGAUUCCACCCAGAGAAUCAGCUCCGCUUCAUUGCAAAAUGAUGAUCCUCUAGAAAUCCUCAAUGCUGAGAGCAUCCAUCCUUCAGCAAGAUGGUUAAGUGAGACACUUUGGGAGGCAAUGGUAGGCUAUGCAGAAUAUCUGAUGUUGAAACCUUCUGAUCCAGGAAAAGCAAUUUUCUUUACCCCUGAAGUCUUUAGGACUGUUUAUAUGGCCAUUCAGAAGGCUGGUGACCAAGGUUUGAGUUUAGAAGAAGUUUCCAAAAUUGUAGGAGAAGAUAUGAAUGAACAUGUCAUUGAUGUGCUCCAAGCAUUUGGAUUUGUGUUGAAGGUUAAUGCUUAUGACUCUGUACAUGUUGUUGAUUCCUUAUAUCGUUCCAAAUACCUUUUGACUUCAUUGCCGAGCAUUUGUCAAGAUCUUGACCUACAUGCAAUGGCAAUUUCCUCCGAGAAAAACAAAGAUAUAGUUUCCCAGUCUGAAAGUCAUGAUCUGGUUGGCACUAGUUUACACAGAGAAUCAAUUGUAAGAGACAAUCGGGUGCACAAGGUUACUAUUCUUAAUAUUCCUGAAGCGGACGUGCCCUCGACUGGCACAAAUGGAAGCAGUGUGCCUGAAGGCAGAUUCGUCUCAAAUGAAUUACAUUUACCUAUAUUGCCAUGGGUUAAUGGGAAUGGGAGCAUAAACAAAGUUAUCCACGAUGGACUUGUACGCCGUGUUCUUGGAGUUGUGAUGAGAAAUCCAGGCAUAUUAGAGGAGAAUAUUAUUCAGCAGGUUGAUGUGUUGAAUCCCCAGAGCUGUCGAAGUCUGCUGGAGUCCAUGAUAUUGGAUAAACAUCUCAUCGUGCGGAAAAUGCACCAAACCACAUCGAAAGGUCCUCCCGCCUUGCUAGGAGCCCUUUUUGGAGGCAGUAGCAGAGAAUCAUCAAAGUCAGUAUACCAAAAGCAUUUUUUCGCGAAUACCAUGAGCGCAUCAAUGCUAUAGGAAGUCACAGCUUCUUCAUGUCUUAUUGUAUAUCUUGAGCUCGACUAUGCAAAAUACCUGUAGCUAAAUUAACUUAAUAUUGUAAUAGCCUUUUAAAUUAGUAGAAAACCUUAUUUAAAAAAAAAUAGUGGAAAAUCUCAUGUACAGUUUGGAAAAUAUUAUCACACUAAUUAUACGAGUUCCAUUCUGAGUUUUGU
This is a messenger RNA of Mercurialis annua (annual mercury), 5805 nucleotides long. RefSeq lists its product as uncharacterized. Bases 89 to 5608 code for a protein of 1839 amino acids. The transcript is spliced from 17 exons. The record is from RefSeq and is a predicted model, not a curated record. Gene Ontology annotation, biological process: transcription initiation at RNA polymerase III promoter; 5S class rRNA transcription by RNA polymerase III. Gene Ontology annotation, cellular component: transcription factor TFIIIC complex. Gene Ontology annotation, molecular function: DNA binding. Lineage: Eukaryota; Viridiplantae; Streptophyta; Magnoliopsida; Malpighiales; Euphorbiaceae.